GUUGUUCUUACAAUUCUUCGUUUCUCUUUGGAACAUCCGGGUUUGAUGGACUCGAAAUUGCUAUCGAGUGUCAUUGACGUCGGCCUCCUAUGCAUUGACCAGGAGGACGUCGGCGAGGACUCUGACCUUGGUUCUCUAUGGUUACACCUCAAAAACUCGGUUCAACUUACACUAGGCCUCCAUGAGGGUAAUCUUUCACCUUCAACCCUGGAGUCAGUUCUUUUGUCAUGGAGUGCAAUGCUGCGAGACUGCGGAGACUUGGAGUCUCUUCUUCUGAAAAUCGGCGACCUCGACCACUAUCUACUUCAGAUGAGGGCGAUAGUUGACUACACUGAGAUUCACGGACUCUGGAAGCUGCAGCUCUCUGCCCUUGAAUUGGUGCUAAAGACCACGGAGCUUCAAGAAUCGGGUGAUUUUUCUGAAGCAAUCAUUGUCCUAUCACGGCUUGUGCUCCAAUACAGUCGACUUGGCUUCUGCACGAAAGCCAGCGCUCUCUUGAAGCGGGCGGAGCAGUAUCUCACUCAUUCCAAUACCACAUGCUUGGCGAUCUUGUCGUACCGACUAGCACACGUCGGCUACCUCCUCGAAACUGACGAUAUCAACCAAGCGGCGACCGUGCUCGCCAAAGCCAGAGCUUUGUACGAGAAGUACCAGAAGAAGGAAGAUCUGAACAGCUGUUCCACGUUGUCCAAGAUUCUCUGGGAGCGGCUUGUUGCUGACGCAGCCUUCAUGAGCUCUCGGCUGUCUUUCGCUCAGGGAUCGGUCAAUGAUGCUCUCUUUUUUGCCAAGCUUUCUGUCCGGUUGAAUUGCAGAAUUUGGGCCAAGAUUGAGAAGCUUUCUCAGAAGAAACAAGACAAGAUGCUUCAGGCUACCGAUAAUUCGGAACUCGAGACUGUGGUGGAAGGAAUGGCAAAGCUCGAGGUUGCGCAAGCAGCUCCCGUGCCGAAUCCUGUCUAUUCUCAGGGCGCUCCUUUCUGGCCUCAUAUUGGCUCCCAUCAUACCGCUCUGCUGAAUUUGGCAAGUCUCUCAGCACACCACGGUCUAUUCCAGGAUGCUAUAUAUUACGGGGAACAAGCUCUCAAGAUCAACAAAUCUCUGAAUGCGAAUGUCCGACUCAUAGCAUCUCAGGCACAGCUUGGGUCUCACUGGAUCUUCGGUGGUCAUCUCUCUGAGGGGCAGGAACUGCUGGAGGCAGCGGAGUCUCUUUCCAAGCAACUCGAAAGCAGUGUCGAACUCGUCUCGCUUCAAGUUGGCCUUGCUUCUCUUUACAGGGCACAGGGCCGUUAUCUUGACGAGCAGCGUGCUCUUCUCGAGGCUGAUCGCUUGAUGACUCAAGUGGCUGGUUCUGAUGGAUUGGAUGCCUCCGCUACAAUCCCGAAUCUUGAAGACCAGAUGAAGAAGUUGCAACUCCAGGGAACGGCCAAGAAAACACGUCAACGUGCCGCCACAACAACAACGACAACACGCAGGACUCGCGCAGCGACGGUGUCCGCUUCGAAUGCAUCCAAGAAAACAGAGACACCAGCCACACAAAGCCAGUCCGAGUCCGAGUCUACUUCCCUUUCGCAUUUGAGAAGCGAGAUUCUUCGUCAGCAAGCUGCCUGUUUACGCACACUUCGCGACUUUGAGAAAGCAUCAAUGACCCUCCACAAUGCGCGCAAGUUUGCGACGUCUCGGGACAGUCAGAUAUCUCUGCAGAUUGGUGAGAGUGAACAUCUGCUUGCGGAUGCCAUUCGGCAUUUUGCCACACAUGCAGUUUACUGUGUUCUCCCAGAAUCGACCAUCUCCCUGCCAUCCCUCCAGUCCCCAAGCAAGGUCCCCAGCAAGUCAAGCACUAGUAAGCCAGCAUCCACACGGAAGACAAGAGCUCCAGCUCGUACGCCAGCAAGAAGCACGAGGGCUAAAUCCGCCAAGCCGACUGAGGACUUCUCCGUAAUGUUGUCCAAAGCCGGGGAGAGCCUAAACGCAAUCUUUCCCACCGCCACGACAAUAGGAUCUACUCUUGAUAGUCACGCAGCUUCUCGCUUGAUGAGCCGUAUCUCCAUGCUCUCUCAUGUUACUGUACCGGAGAGCUCGGGCUUAUUGUCUCAGUCUCCAGCAAACAUGAACGAAAUAGGCCGCAUAGGUGCCUUUACGCGUGAACGAGCUGCCAUCAGUCUCGAUAAGCAGUUAGCAAACUACUGCGACCCUCUCCUUUGGCCAAGUGCUGAAGCAAAGGCCAAGCUUGAAGAGGAUCUUUACUCGCGUUUCACAGAGGACUACAUCGAGAUCCUUCCAGAGAAUUGGAAUGUUCUUUCUCUGUCCCUUAGUGCUGAUUGUACUGAAUUUGUUGUAUCCAGGCUGCACAAGGGUCGCUCACCCUUCUUGUUGCGACUACCACUCAAACGUGGUUCCGAGGACGAUGAGGAAGAUCAGUUCACUUUCGAAGAUGGGAAGGAAGAAAUGAAGGAACUCAUCAAGCUGACGAACCAAAGUGCGCAUGCCGCUAAGCACCAGAACGACCGCCAAUCGAAGAAGGAAUGGUGGAAGAACCGUGAAGCCCUGGACCGACGCAUGGAGAACCUGCUGCAAAACAUUGAGAACGUAUGGUUUGGUGGUUUCCGGGGAAUCUUCUCUCCAAUGCCUCACGAAACCGAAUCUUUGGAGAGAUUCGCGGCUCUUUUCCAGAAUGUCCUAGACAAACACCUACCUUCCCGACAGAAAGGUAGACGCGCCGAGGGCCCACACUUGACACUACACCCGAACGUUCUGGAAUUAUUCCUGGGUGUCAAGGAUCUAGAGAGUCAGGAAGACCCCGAGGAAACCUUGAUGGAUCUACUUUACUUUGUUGUGGAUAUUCUGCAGUUCCAAGGGGAACGCAAUGCGUACGAUGAGAUUGACUUCGAUAUGAUGGUCGUGGAGACUCUGGAUGCUCUCAGAGGACAUCAUGAUGCCGUGCGCAACGAUCACAAGAAGCGGACAAUGAAUAGCACAGUGCUGGUUCUCGACAAGUCGCUACAUAUGUUCCCUUGGGAGUCUCUUCCAUGUCUUCAGGGUCUUCCUGUGUGCCGUGUGCCAUCCUUGGAAUGCCUUCGGGAUCGGAUCCUGCAGUUCCAGACUGACCGCGCGGGUCGCAAACAUGAGUUCGGCAUCGAUAGCAGGAACGGGACGUAUAUCCUGAACCCCACCGGUGAUCUGCAGACAACCCAGGGAACUUUUGAGAAGGAACUCCUCGGGCUAGAACAUUGGCAGGGGAUCUCCAAGCGGGAGCCGACCGAAGACGAAUUCAGGCAUGGCUUGGAGACCAAGAGUCUAUUCCUCUACUUCGGCCACGGCAGUGGUGCACAGUAUAUUCGAGGGCGAACCAUCAAGCGGCUGGAAAGAUGCGCCAUCACCUUCCUUAUGGGCUGUAGCAGUGGCGCUCUGACGGAAGCGGGGGAGUACGAGCCAUACGGGACGCCGAUGAACUACCUGCAGGCCGGGAGCCCGGCUUUGGUGGCUACCCUGUGGGAUGUGACGGACAAGGAUAUUGAUCGGUUCGCGAAGAGUACCUUUGACAAGUGGGGCCUCCUUGGUGGCGAGAAGGAGGCGGUGGCCUUGGACGAAGCUGUCUGCCAGUCGCGACAAGCUUGCGUUUUGAAGUAUUUGAAUGGUGCUGCGCCUGUGAUUUACGGCAUUCCUUCGGUGUUUUUGGAGUAAGCCGAUGGGGCACUCGGGACGUGAUGGAUCGGUGUUGAUCUUUUUCAAGUGGUGUUAAUUAGCCUAUUACCCUUGUCAUUGCUAGCGUUCAU
Aspergillus uvarum CBS 121591 is the source of this 3770-nucleotide messenger RNA. RefSeq names its product C50 family peptidase. Gene Ontology annotation, molecular function: protein binding; cysteine-type endopeptidase activity. Lineage: Eukaryota; Fungi; Ascomycota; Eurotiomycetes; Eurotiales; Aspergillaceae. Gene Ontology annotation, cellular component: mitotic spindle; mitotic spindle pole body; nucleus. The coding region runs from base 46 to 3678 and encodes 1210 amino acids. Gene Ontology annotation, biological process: proteolysis; meiotic chromosome separation. The record is from RefSeq and is a predicted model, not a curated record. The transcript has a single exon.